Messenger RNA from Clavispora lusitaniae ATCC 42720, 588 nucleotides. RefSeq lists its product as uncharacterized. NCBI's taxonomy places the organism in Eukaryota, Fungi, Ascomycota, Pichiomycetes, Serinales, Metschnikowiaceae. The record is from RefSeq and is a predicted model, not a curated record.
AUGUUUUCCCACAUGGUUACCAUCCAAGAUAAUAUAUACUCCUCGGAAAAGCUCCAUUCGCCACAAGAAGCAUCACAGCUUUUAAGUGGCGGCAAACAGGCAGAGCCUUCUUCUUUUGCAACCCCUUUCCUUCCCUCCCGUCAAUUUACGCCCGCCAUGAUGGCGUCGCCUGUGCCUGACACCAAUGCCGAGUCUGAGGGCGAGAUGGAUUUUUCUCGCUACAUUGACAUUCCUUUGUUGGUGUCUGACAACGAGGAGGAGGACUCAGACAAUGACGCCUCGCAUUCGACCAAGCGCAGUGUUCCGUUUGAUCACGAAAAUACGCCACCUCCUUCUCUGGCUGUGCGUGAAUUGAAACGUUCCAUUUUGAAAGACGAAGUUGCGCAACCAAAGGCAGAGCCGGAGGUUGAGACCCUUAAACCUGAAGUCGCUCCGGUUUCAGAAGAAAAGAGCGAGAACUCAUGCGAGCUCGAACUGGAACGCUCGAAAGUGAUGAAAAUCGUUGUCAAGUACAUUGCUAUGAAAAUCAGAAACUCGUUUCCUCCAGAAAAGCCCUCGCACGAGAGACACAAACGAAAUGCCGCUUGA